GCCAGUGAUUUUUUAUUGAGCGCCUAUUGUGAAUCAGGCACAGAAUGUCCUAAGCGUUGGACAAACAGGGCCAAGUUUCUCCGGCCUCUAAAACUUCCACUGACCAUGUAAGGAGAGGCAGCUGCUGGGGGCGUCACUGGGAUCUAAAGAUAGCGGUCCCUGCCUCGGACUCCGAACGCCACCGGGCUGCGGGAGCCGCCAUGGCACGGCAGCAUGCCCGGACCCUGUGGUAUGACAGGCCCAAGUAUGUGUUCAUGGAGUUUUGUGUUGAGGACAGCACCGAUGUCCAGGUGCUCAUAGAAGACCACCGCAUUGUGUUCAGGAAUGCCGAUGGAGUGGAGUUGUACAAUGAGAUUGAGUUCUAUGCCAAGGUGAACUCCAAGGACUCCCAGGAUAAGCGCUCUGGCCGCUCCAUUACUUGCUUUGUGAGGAAAUGGAAGGAGAAAGUAGCCUGGCCCCGGCUCACCAAGGAGGAUAUCAAGCCAGUGUGGUUGUCUGUGGACUUUGAUAACUGGAGAGACUGGGAAGGGGAUGAAGAGGUGGAGCUGGCUCAGGUGGAACAUUAUGCAGAGCUUUUGAAGAAGGUCAGUACCAAGAGACCUCCCCCUGCCAUGGAUGAUCUGGAUGAUGAUUCUGACAGUGCAGAUACAACAAGUAAUUAACUUCUGCGCAGCAGAGCUACGAAGGAAGCUGUGGCUAUCUUCCAGUCAUUCUGACAAGCGAGGGCCUGGGCCUUUGUCCAGCUCUGGCUGUGUACCCAGGUCCUCUGGUAUCUCAGAUCUUUCCUCGAAGCUCUUAAUUAAGGGUCCUCCUUCAUGCUUUAUUUCUUUUUCCUAGGCACUUGACUAUGGUUACUGCAUCAGAUGGCAGAAUAGCAGAGGAGUAGACUGGUAGGACUUCCGACUUCCUACCAAUUGGCUAUAAUCUCUGUGUUUGGGCCACUCAUCAGGGCUCUCUUGAGUAUUUGAGCAUAUGUGGUCGAGCAACAGCCAAAGAAGCAGCAUAUAGGUUAUAAUAAAUCUCUAGGAACUGGUCUCUUUCUGCUUGUACUUCUUCCUCUAUAGUUACUCUCAAAGGGGAGGGGUAGGUGUUAGAGAUCCUGGCCCUCAUUGCUGAGGUUGGAAG
This is a messenger RNA of Molossus molossus (Pallas's mastiff bat), 1125 nucleotides long. Its product is annotated as putative protein PTGES3L. The coding region runs from base 201 to 662 and encodes 153 amino acids. The transcript has 8 exons. NCBI's taxonomy places the organism in Eukaryota, Metazoa, Chordata, Mammalia, Chiroptera, Molossidae. Gene Ontology annotation, biological process: chaperone-mediated protein complex assembly; protein folding. Gene Ontology annotation, cellular component: nucleus; cytosol. The record is from RefSeq and is a predicted model, not a curated record. Gene Ontology annotation, molecular function: protein-folding chaperone binding; Hsp90 protein binding.